This is a messenger RNA of Mizuhopecten yessoensis (Yesso scallop), 2590 nucleotides long. RefSeq lists its product as uncharacterized. Gene Ontology annotation, molecular function: protein binding. Lineage: Eukaryota; Metazoa; Mollusca; Bivalvia; Pectinida; Pectinidae. The record is from RefSeq and is a predicted model, not a curated record. The transcript is spliced from 4 exons. The coding region runs from base 312 to 2339 and encodes 675 amino acids.
AAAAGUUCAAAGGAGAAAACGGACUUAUUUUACCGGGCCAUUUUGUGUUUCCUCGGUCACGUGGGUUGACAGAAUGGAAAGGGAGAUUAAAUUGUGAAACUAAUUAAUGACAUUAUAAAUAGCGUACCUUUUAAAUACACCUGAAUUUGAUUACAGGUGAAAGUCGGAACUUGCUCUCAGGAGUGCAGCAUGAACACCGCAGGCAAGCUCUGGCCUGUUCGAGAUUGACUGGAUUAUGGUGUAAUGCUCAGGAUUGUGCCACGGAUUUACGUGAAAUUUUGCCGAGAUACUCGUCCCUAAGACCCGUCAAUAUGCCGACCUUAACGGAUACUACGUUUACGCUCUUCGUCAUUUUACCUUCACAAAAUGUCUGCACACUAAGACGAUUAUCAUCCGGAAUCACAGUAACUAAUUUGAAAUGUAAUUUAGAAUUAAUGGCCGGAUUUCCGGCGCACGUCUACCGUCUUGCAUACCCGGAUGGAGAAAUGUUAGAAGACAACAAACGCCUUCUAAUUAAGAAGACAGUUGAUGAUGGAUACGUGUUACGGAUGGUAUUGGACGCUGAGUGGGACUCGUUGUGUCAGAAUAUCUUACAGGAUAAUGUAGAGUUGGUAUACAGUGACGUAUCCCAAGGGGGCGUGGUCCCUGCGGAUCACGUGGACAGAGCUAGUUGUGCCCUUUUCAUGGCCAGUCACAGAGGACAAAUAAGGAUGUGCAACAUGCUUAUAUCCGUUGGUGCCACCGUUAAUUGGAAGACUCGGUUCGGGAGGACAGCCGUCCAUGCGGCGGUCAGUGCGGACUGUGUUUGUAUCCUGGAAUUACUGGCCGCCGAAGGAGCUAAGGCCGACGUUGAGGAUGUCCAGGGGGUCACUCCAAGUCAGACAGCCAUAACUUACGGAUCUACUCUUUGUAGUAAGAAAUUACGCCUGAUGCAGUUAAAUCUCAGAGGCAAGUCCGCGCAUGCGCGAGCUUCCGAGAGGAUUGUUUCAAGGCCGCCGCGAAUUCCUAGUGAACCGGUUCGCCGACCGCCAAAUUUACCAUCGGAGACUUGGCGGAGACCUACCACUGUCCAUGUUAGUUUCCCAGGAGUCAGUGAUACAUCGAGGGUAAAAUCAUUUGACAAGCUUGUUAACAUUACAAGUGCAAAUUCACACCUCGGCGAAUGUAAACAUUCCAGUUCGAGUGGGUUCUUCGCUCCUAAUCACCAUGAAAUGUAUUUGGAACGAGCAAGAACUUUUUCGAGGGGACAAGAAAAGAGACAUCUAAAUCACUCAGAGGAUGGCGGAAAUGUUUUGUUUGGAAAACAACUGACGAUUCUUCGAUCGAAACGCGUGUUAAAGUUUGGUUCAGACGAUGAUAUCGGUAAUUCUAGAAGCCACACUCCGGGAAGUUUGAGAUCCGAAGGAUGUUUUACGCCUGCGUUGCUCAACAGAAACAAAUCUGCCUUGUCAAUUAACAGUGACCAAUAUGGCAAAGAUCACGGAACGGACACUACAAAAAUGACGAUUCGUCCUGGCAAAAAAUCUCCGAAAUAUGUGCGGUUUUCAGCAAACGAACGAUUUUGGACGAUUUUCCCUAGGACAAACACCAACGUAAACCCCGAAUCAAUAAAACGGAAGAUCCACCUUGUUGCUGGAACAAGGAAGACUCAAGUUCCCCAACAGACAGAUUAUAAAUACGGCGAUUCACAUGGAGCAUGGCUAAAGAAGAAGAAAGAAGUAGAACGGAAAUUAGAACCAGAUUCUUCUGGCGAUGAAAGCGAUGGAAAUGAUGACAAAAAUGACGAGGCUUUUAAAAACUGGAUAGAAAACAAAAAACAUCCACCGGAGUCUAAACGUCACGUGACUGGAAAUCGGCCAAUCCACGGCAUCAUUACAAUCGGAAGUACAGAGGUCGGGAAUGCAGCGCAACCGGAUUCCACCUUCAACAUCCGGGCAUAUAAAGAGUGGUUAGGCAGGCGAAAACAGCAUGGUCCUAAAUCACACCGAAUGCGCACUAUGCAAGAUUUCAUGGCGCAGAAACGGACGCUGGAAGAGAAAAGACAGCAACUUUUGUUGACCGCUGUUUCGUACGAUGAGUGGCUUGAACAUACUGGAGAAAAACAGGCUUUAAUUCGACAAAUCCUUGGUGCUGACAUAAACCAACUCAGAGUGAUAGAAGAAAGGGAGUUACAGAAACGUCCCAAACUGUAUAGUGCGAAUGGUCAGAUAAAAAUGGCCACCACCGAGAGUGGAACAAGGACAGUAGGUGGGCAGGACAAAGACGCAUUAAGGAAAGAACUAUUGCGGUAUAAUGCAUCCGUGCACAAGCACGAGGCUCCCCUCAAAAUUAACAACUGAGCGUUGCUCUAGCGCACCGUAUCAGAGUGUUUAGACAAAAAUACAGAGAAAAAAAUCGACAGAAAUAUCUUAUUUAGAAGUAGCAUAUUGUCUUGGGUUGUAAUAGAGACACAUUUGUCCGUUCAAUAUGACAUACUGUAAACCGCUCUGAUUUCGCGCGGGGAAAUUUUCUCGGUUAAGUUGUAUUGUAUUCGCUAUGUAUAAAUCCUUCCUUAAAGUUUCGACGCAAUUAAAUCCAUUAUAUUACUUGA